Messenger RNA from Spodoptera littoralis (African cotton leafworm), 3006 nucleotides. The record is from the annotation of a GenBank genome assembly. NCBI's taxonomy places the organism in Eukaryota, Metazoa, Arthropoda, Insecta, Lepidoptera, Noctuidae.
AUGACCGCGGGUCCAAUUAAAAGAGAUAAUAUCGGAUGGAACAAGUUCAAAUGUAUAGUGCUUUUGUAUCUAGUCUUCUGUUUUCCUUGUGUGAUAAAAGCUCAAAGUCGUGCUCCACGUAUAAAGGAGCACCCAGCUGACACAAUAGUCGGUAGGAGUGAGCCAGCCACUCUUCGCUGUGUGUCUGAAGGGAAACCCAAACCCUCAAUCCAGUGGUACAAAGAUGGGUCCCCUCUUGCUCCUACUGACCACCCCCAUAGAGUACUCCUUGAAGAUGGACUACUGUUCCUCAGGGUUAUGCGAGGAAAGAAAGAAAACGACGAGGGGGUGUACUGGUGCGUCGCACGCAACUCAGUCGGCGAGGCGGUCAGUAAGAACGCCACACUCACAAUCGCUGUUCUACGUGACGACUUCAGAGUUGAACCGCGAGAUGUGAAAGUAGCCAGUGGAGAACCAGCCACGCUAGAAUGCUCCGCUCCUAAAGGCGUUCCCGACCCGGGCGUGCACUGGACGAAGGACGGACAAAGUUUAGAUGUAGAAGUUAACGGGAGAAUUAUGAUAGUAAAUGGCGGUGAUCUCAAAAUAUUAGAAAGUCUUCCAGGAGACAGUGGUGUGUAUAGAUGUGUAGCUUCAAAUGUUGCUGGAGAAAGACAAUCCCGUCCUGCAACAUUACUCGUGUUACGUAGACCACAUUUUCUCGUGAAACCUAAUAACAUAACGGCAUUGAUAGGCCAGAACGUUGAGUUUCAUUGUCAGGCAUCACCAGAAUCAGACGUGUCAGUGACGUGGUCGCGAGACAAUGGCUCAUUAUCGCCAUACGCAAUCAUUCGUCGAGGAUCUCUGAGAAUAGAUCGUGUUGUUGCUACUGAUGCCGGAAUUUAUACAUGUAGAGCUGAAAGCCAAGCAGGGAGUAGUGCCGCAUCGGCUACAUUGACUGUUCAUUCAUUACCUCAUUUCACCCGAGUGCCUUCUGAUCAAACUGCGUGGGAAGGAGAGGCUAUAUCUUUUCAGUGUGAAGCUGAUGGUACACCGCCUCCUGUAGUAUUCUGGACUAUGGAGGGAUCUCAGGAAUUAGUAUUCCCGAAAUCAGCCCACGGUACUGGGUCCUUGUAUUUAGAUAGAGUAACUACCCAACAUGCUGGUAGAUUAACGUGUGUCGCUGUUAGUGCAGCUGGAAGUGCGAUGCAUACUGCAACAUUGCAAGUACUAAGAAGAGAAGCUAAUUCAUUUAAUGGAGAUUUAGAGUCUUCUUCUCCAUAUCCCGAGUUGACGAAGCAUCAGAGUCAUCCACCAAUGACACAGUAUGAAUUAGUUCAAGCUCGUCGGUAUUUACAGCAAGAUGUUUUAGCUUUAAGGAGAGUUGAAGGUCUAUCUGCUACUACAGUCAAAAUCGUUUGGGAUGUGUUGACAGAUUACAACGAAUAUUUAGAAGGAGUAAAAAUAUGGUUCAACGGUACCUCAAUGAAUAGACAAUACGUGUUAGAAGAAGACUACCAGCAUUCCAAUUUAUCAUACAAAGAGAGUCUAGCUGAUUUUAGAAGAUAUGAAAACUUUUCAAUGACCACUGUCCACAACAGUGGUUCAUCUAGUCAUAUUUUAACUGGUCUAUUGCCAUAUGCUCAAUACGAUGUCUUUUUAAUGCCAUUUUAUAAGCUGUUGUUGGGUAAACCGUCUAAUUUAAAAAGUGGUUUUACUGAAGAAGAUGUUCCGACGGAGCCACCGCAAAGCGUCACGGCGGGAGUGAUAAAUGCGACGUCAGCGUGGAUUCGGUGGGAUCCACCGCCCCCGCAUACAUGGAACGGCGAACUUUCCGGUUAUUUGAUUGAAGUUCGAGUAGGCGGUAGCACUGGUGGUCGUGUAGUUGGUCAGAUGUCAUUAGGUGCUCGCACGCGAGCUGCUGCAGCAAGUUCACUGCGCGCUGGUGGUCGGUACAGUGCGCGCGCGGCGGCAGUUACACGCCGUGGACACGGUCCAUUUAGCGCGCCUGCUCAAAUACACAUGCUGCCUACUCAAACACAGAGACAUUAUGUACAAACUGAACCAUCGACGGACAAGGCGAUAGUGUCAAUGUUCCAGGAAACUUGGCUGCUGGCAUUAUGUCUAACUUUGUUAGUGUUAGUACUAGUCGGCACUGGAGUCAUUGUUUAUAUACGGAGAAAGCAGACUAAGCAAAGGAAAAGCCAGAACACAACUGGAACUGCUAUAGUUAAUGCUCAACAAUGUCUACUAGGUAAGGAAGCUGUUUGGUUAAGAGAAAGGCCAAUGUUUGAAGGAUCAAAUGAACCUAGGAUAGAAAUUUUGAAUUGCCACCAAAGUCUUUUACACGGUGGUCACUCAAUAGGCACAAUGGCUAUGGAAGCUGAGUACAGUCUUCCACAGCAUACAAAUGUUAUGAAUCCUAUACCAGAGGAAAGUCAAAUGCGGAGACACCAGCCCGAACCUUAUGCAUCAAGUGCCAUUUAUACUGAGUUAAAUUAUCAGGAUCAUACAGAUGCAGAAGACUCGUGUAUGAAGUGCGCUGUGAGUCCAGGUUCGUACGACAAUAGCAUGGUCAGAUCUUAUGGAGAAAGCAAUCAGUACUCUAAUGAAGAAUGCUCUACAUGCUGUCGAAGUAGCAGUUCCACUCUCACAAAGGACUACAGUGAAAUGACAAAAUGUGGGAAUGACGAUGAAAUGCAAGACAUGUCUAUAGAAGACUGUCCAUCGUGUAAAACAAACCAUUCUAGAUCCUCGAGUCAUCACGAUGGGAACAAAGAUUGGGCCAUGGCCGAGGUAGAAUAUGAUUACCCACAGUGGCAUUGGUUGGGAAGAGAAAAUACUUUUAGACAACCUAACCCAGAAGUGAGGUAUGCUACUGAAGGGAGGAGUGACCAGGAUUGCAGGAUGAACUUAUGUGAUAUUCUUCCACCACCGCCUUAUGAACGGGAAUCGCCAUAUCGAGAAAUGCACGCAUUUACAAAUCACUCAGGGACAUCAGGUUGUUCAGGUCAUACUUAUAGAAGUUAA